AUGCGAGUGAAGCAUGUCCUGUUCGAUCUCGAUGGUCUUCUCAUAAACUCAGAAGAUAUAUACACGGCUGAGUUGUCUAGGUUCCUUUCAAGUUAUGGGAAGGAAUAUAGCUAUCAGGUGAAGCGCCUUAUGAUGGGUCGCAAGCCCUUGGAGGCUGCCGCUAUUAUGUGCAGAGAGUAUAAUCUUCCCAUGAAACCUGUUGAAUUAGUUGAAGAAUACAAAAGGCUGUUUCCGAUGGAAAUCUGGCACACUGCCACACUGAUGCCAGGAGUGCAAAAACUGAUCGAAUAUUUUAAGGAAAAUUCUAUUCCUAUGGCUGUUGCUUCUGGCUCCAUGUCUCAACAAGUUCCACACAAAAUGUGGAAUCAUAGGGAGGUAUGGCAACAUAUUAGUCAUGUUGUAGCAUCUGGUGAUGACCCAGAGGUUUUGAGAGGCAAGCCCUCGCCAGAUGUGUUCCAGGUCGCACUAAAGCGAUUCAACGACCCACUGGCGCGUCCAGAAACAACACUGGUCUUUGAGGAUGCCUGGAACGGUGUGCAGGCUGGCUUGGCAGCGGGUAUGUUCGUAGUGUGGGUACCCGAGGCCUUUGAGGGUCCCAAUUUCCCUGCCGAUGCUGACCUCAAUGAGGAGGAGAAGACCCGUGUUAUACGCCUCAACAGCCUUGAGGAAUUUGAUCCCUCUCUCUUUGGUCUGCCACAUUACUAG
Messenger RNA from Hydatigera taeniaeformis, 705 nucleotides. The record is from the annotation of a GenBank genome assembly. Lineage: Eukaryota; Metazoa; Platyhelminthes; Cestoda; Cyclophyllidea; Taeniidae.